AUGGCCAAUGUUGUGACAGGCACAACAGAAGAAGAAGUAUCUGAUUUUGCAUCUAAGCUCUUCGGUGCCAUCCUGCUGACUGUCAACCUCAUCUUGCCUCCUGGGAUCAUAGCAUUCGGCCUGCUCGGCAACCUGUUGGCUUUCUUUGUCCUCCGCCAGCCGCAAUACGCCCAGCAGACGACCUGUUUCUACAUGAGGAUGUUGUCCCUUUUUGACAACUCGUGCCUGCUCACGCACGUGCUGCUGCGCACGAUCAUCAACUACCAUGGUGACGCCAUGUUUUGGAGGACCGCUGGGCCAAUCAUGUGUCCCGCUAUCACUAUCGCAUUUAGCUCUUACGGCCUCUCAAAUUGGACCAUUGCCGCCAUGACCCUAGACAGAUUCCUUGCCGUAAGAUUCCCACUAAAGGCUGCAUCCCUCUGUACCCUGAGGCGCUGCAGAAUCACCACCAUUUCUAUUUUCAUCUUCUGCGCGUGCAUCUCGGUUCCGUUUGGAUUCCGUGGCGUCAAUCCGUCAGCAAUCGUCCUCAAAGACGUCUGCCAGUUUAAUCCAGAUAUUUUCCCGCCAAAUUUCCAAAGUAAAUUCCUACAGGCACAUAAAUUCUGUAUUUUUUCCGCUCCGUUUGUAAUAGUAUUGGUACUAAAUGUUCUCAUUAUAAUAUCGCUGAAACUCCGGCAUUCGAAGACAAUUCGCGCAACCAAGGACGCGUCGCGGAAAGACGGUCAUGUGACCGUCCUGUUGCUACUGGUGACAGCUGUGUUUCUCGUGACUAAUAUUCCCGUUACCGUGGAUACCUGGAUCUGGGGACACGUCCUGUCCAAUUUGAACAUGACCCCAAGAAUCAGUAUAAUCAGGAAAGUCGCCUAUGAGUGUUUGACGUUCGUCCUCUUCUUUAGCCCCGCUGUCAAUUUUUACACCUACUGUUUGGGAUGUAAGAAGUUCCGUCACGAUGUUCUAUUGAUGAUCCGUAAAUGUCUUCGAAUCGGUCAUUGA
Lineus longissimus is the source of this 993-nucleotide messenger RNA. Its product is annotated as galanin receptor type 2-like. Gene Ontology annotation, biological process: G protein-coupled receptor signaling pathway. Gene Ontology annotation, cellular component: plasma membrane. The record is from RefSeq and is a predicted model, not a curated record. Gene Ontology annotation, molecular function: G protein-coupled receptor activity. NCBI's taxonomy places the organism in Eukaryota, Metazoa, Nemertea, Pilidiophora, Heteronemertea, Lineidae. The transcript has a single exon. Bases 1 to 993 code for a protein of 330 amino acids.